AUGGCGACCACCGCCAGCGCCGACGCCUCCCCGGCCGCACAGGCGAAGCGCCGCGGCCGCCCCCCCAAGGCCCCGCUGGCGGCCGAGGCGGCGGAGGUCGAGGCGCCGAGGACCCCGUCGCCCGUGUCCCCGCUGACGGCCGCGGCGGAGGGCUACGAGCGGGAGCGGGAGGCGAGGAUCAAGGAGAACAUGGAGCGGAUGCAGAAGCUCGGCCUCGUCGACCUCGCCACCCGCUUCAACCAGUCCGCCACCCCCGCCGGCACCGGCACCGGUCGCGGCCGCUGGCGUCGGAGGCCGGAGACGCCGGGCUCCCCCGACGCCGCCGCUCCCAGGAUCAGGACCGCCUCCCCGAUGCCGGCACGCCGGUCUCUCAGGUUGAAGAGCGUGGAGCCAGUUAGAUAUGUUGAAAUUUGUGAAAAGAGGGAGAAGGGUCUUGAUGGUGGAAGGCAUUUCUCUAUUGAGGAAGGGUGCAAGGAAGAAGUUUACACUGAAGAGCAUGAGAAGCUUUUAGGUACAUGUGCCACACCCUGGACUCUCUUUGUGGACGGUUAUGGCAAGGAUGGGAAGCGCAUCUAUGAUCAAGUGAGGGGCCAAACCUGUCAUCAGUGCCGCCAGAAAACUCUGGGUCAUCAUACAAGAUGCUGUAAUUGCCAGAUUGUCCAAGGGCAGUUCUGUGGAGAUUGUUUGUACAUGAGGUAUGGUGAGAAUGUGCUGGAAGCUAAGAGCAAUCCUAAUUGGACAUGUCCAGUUUGCCGUGGCAUUUGCAAUUGCAGCAUCUGCAGAACUAAGAGAGGAUGGUUCCCUACUGGUAAUGCGUACCGGAAGGUUGUCAGGCUUGGGUACAAAUCUGUGGCACACUAUCUCAUUGCAACAAAUCGGGCAGGAGCAAACUCAGGGGAUUCAAGCUCAGCUGACUCCUCAAACGAGCUGCCAUCUGCUGAUGAGGUCUCUGAGCACGCACCAGUUGCCAAGCAGGAUGCUGAUCUGAGCAGCAACACGAUGAAUGAUGCUGGUGAAGUUGAGCAGAAGGAAGGAAGAAACAUGAAGAAGAAGGCAGCAGCUGUCAAGGAUGAAGCCAAGGCCCCGAGGAAGAAGAUCACUGCUGAUGUGGUCUGCAAGGAUGAUGGCAGGAGCGAGUCGGGGGUGACAUUUGAUAACCUGGAAUGUCACCAGGAUGUCGGCUGCGUCACUCCAUCUAAGCCGGAGUCGAAGAAGAAGAGGAAGUGGGUCGAAGCAAGAAGCCCUGACUGCGUCGCGAGCAGGCUGCGCUCCCGGUCUGCUCCCAAGUCAUGA
Triticum turgidum subsp. durum (durum wheat) is the source of this 1293-nucleotide messenger RNA. Lineage: Eukaryota; Viridiplantae; Streptophyta; Magnoliopsida; Poales; Poaceae. The record is from the annotation of a GenBank genome assembly.